Messenger RNA from Hibiscus syriacus, 2196 nucleotides. RefSeq lists its product as uncharacterized. The coding region runs from base 47 to 1906 and encodes 619 amino acids. The transcript has 10 exons. The record is from RefSeq and is a predicted model, not a curated record. Lineage: Eukaryota; Viridiplantae; Streptophyta; Magnoliopsida; Malvales; Malvaceae.
GUUUACGCUCCUCUUAAUCGGAUCUUCUACCUACGGUAACCGCAAAAUGGACGAAUUUCAGAUCAACGAUGCCGGCGGUGAAGAAGUAAUUGGCGACGAUUUCUACGAGGAGAUUGAAGCUCCGAAGUUCGUGGACUUCUCCGCACCUGAUUGUUGCCACACCGAACACGAUGAUCGUUACUGGUUCUGCCUCCGUGUCGGGUGUGAUCAAAAGCACGAAGAAGAAAUGGACUCUGAAGCAAUUUAUAAGAAUUUUGUACUUAGGGUUAUGGCAGCUAGAAGUCCAAGUGUUGGGCUUCGGAAAGCUCUUUGCAAAAGAGAUUCGAGGUCGAAAUUGGAAUGCCCCCGUACAGUUCCUGCUAAGUCUUCAAAGUCUAGAGUGUCAAAAUUGGCUAUGAUCUCAUCCAUUUCACAAAAGAUGGGGGAAGCCAAAGUGAAAGUCAGACAUGUUCCUAAGCAGAGUUCAACUACCCCAAAUGUGAAGGCUGUAAAGCAGUCAUCUACUAAGGCCUUGACUACACCAAGGAACCGAAAAGGGCUUUUGAAUCCCGGUACUUUUCGAAGUGUUCGGAACCCGAAACUAACUACAAUUGAGGUACCAAAGGAUAGAGUGGUGGCAAAGGCUUUGGUGUUUCACUCUCCAAAGAAGGUAGUGAAGUUGAAGAAGUCUGUAGAAUGGAGUAGUUCGUUAAGGAAGGCAUGUGCAGGGAUGAAGAAGCUUGAGAUUAAUGUUGGAAGUAAGAAGAAUGCAUUGGGGUGUAAUAAUAAACCUUUAGAUGUUCCAAGGAAACAGUUGAGAGGCAGAGAGAUUAAAAGCCGAGUGUACGAUUCUUUGCAUUGCCGGAAGCAGAAGAAUGAAGAAGCUAAAUCUGUAAAACCUUUGAACAAGAAGAACAGCAACAAAGACUUUCCGUUGUCCAAGGCUCCUAUGCAUCGAAAACCACAUGAAAAAGACUCGGUUGAGAGUCCUUCAGAUAGCUUGAAGCAAGCAGUUAGCGAGAAUAUCAAAAUUUCAUCUCCCACUAGCAGUAAGAUGGCCUCCAUUUCAGAGUCUGAAGGGGACAAUGAAAUUAAUGAGAGGAGCAUCCAUGAAGAGAACAUUGAAACAUGUUCUGACAACAUUGAAAUCCCCGAAGAAACAGUGAAUGAUGAGAAAGAAAAUGCUUUGGCAACUAACAUCCGAGUAAGUGAAAACAAUAAGGAAAAUAAAACUGCUUCUGAUGAAAAUAGACAAUUGAAUUGUGCCAAGGGAAAGCCGGUGCAAAAGGAUGUUCUUGGGAGGGGCAAGACUUCUAAAAACAUUCAGAAGGGUGCUAAAGUAAUGAAUAAGACAAUGAAAGAAAACUCCACAGCUGAUAAAGGUGCUCUAGGGAUGAAGUACAGAAAACCAAAGCUUACAAAUCCCAAGCCUUUUCGUCUUAGAACUGAUGAAAGAGGAAUCUUAAAGGAAGCGAACUUGGAGAAGAAGCAUCUUCAAGCACCAUUGAAAGAAACAGCCACCUUUCCAGGAUCCCAAGGUGGAAUUUCAUUGAGGAAACAUCAGAAUGUCAAAAUAAAUGAGAACAGUGACAAUGGACCAGAUACAGUAACACUUCAAGAUCAACCGCAAACCAUCAAGACCUCUAGCUUGAAGAAACCACAAGUAUUGGCGAAAACAAAGAUUUCUUAUGGUACUCCACAAAAACGUAUUGUUCCUAUGCAUCAGAAGAUGACAUUCCCAUCACUGAUGGAAAAAGGCCAAGACAAGGCAGCUCAAAAAUCCGAGGGCAGAUUAGAGAAAACUAAAUCACCAAUCGUCGAACAACUAGUGAGACCACGAGGGGUAGCAUCAAGUAGGAAGAAGCCUGCUCAAAUCAGUGCAAAUAAGGAAGAUGCCCUGAUCAUAAUGAGAAAGGAACUUGCUUAGCCAAGAAGGCAUCAUCUCAGCGAAGCAUACAACCAUUCCAAAAGAGCCAAACUUUCAUAGCCUUCAUGCACCGAAAAGCUGCCAAAGAGAGUAGCAUAAUGCACGUGUAUCAUAAUCGUCUCAAUCAUUAGCCACCCUUUUUCUUUAAACAUUUUUUAUUUACAUGCUUGAAUUAGUUUAAUAGCAGUGUUGAGGGAAUUCCAAGUUCCUUUCUAAGUUAUUGUAUUUAAGCUGUAACAUUUGUGCCAUUAGAAUGAUACAUGAUGAAUUCAUUUACAAGACGCAAAUUU